Messenger RNA from Coffea eugenioides, 731 nucleotides. Its product is annotated as mediator of RNA polymerase II transcription subunit 15a-like. The record is from RefSeq and is a predicted model, not a curated record. The coding region runs from base 38 to 508 and encodes 156 amino acids. Gene Ontology annotation, biological process: regulation of DNA-templated transcription. NCBI's taxonomy places the organism in Eukaryota, Viridiplantae, Streptophyta, Magnoliopsida, Gentianales, Rubiaceae. The transcript has 5 exons. Gene Ontology annotation, molecular function: transcription coactivator activity; chromatin DNA binding.
GAUUUAUUUCUGUCGACCAAUUGUGUUUGAUCAGGCAAUGGACAGCAACAGUUGGAGGGCGCCUCAAAGCCAGAUAGCUCAGGGUCCGCCUCAAGGUGGUCAAAUAGGCGGCAGUGGAGAAGUAUCGGCUGUCCCAAAUGCAGCUCCGCCGGCUACUAUUGACAGCGGCGAUUGGAGGACUCAACUCCAAGCUGAUUAUCGUCAAAGAAUCGUAAAUAAGAUAAUGGAGACUUUGAAGAGGCAUCUGCCAUUCGCUGGACAAGAGGGACUGCGAGAACUUAAGAAAAUUGCUGUGAGGUUUGAGGAAAAGAUUUAUAGUGCAGCAACUAGCCAGUCAGAUUAUUUGAGAAAGAUAUCAUUGAAGAUGCUGACAAUGGAAACUAAUUCCCAAAAUCCCAUGGCUAAUCCUCUACAAGCUAAUGCUGCCAAUGGAAGCAAAAAUCCUCCAGACCAAGAUUUUGAGAGUGGCCAGGAAGUAGAGUCUGAGCUUGUCAUUGAUAGACCUUAAUUAGUUGGGGGCAAGAACAUGGGCGUGUGAGUUGGAGAAGGUUGGCGCUUUGGUCUAGGUCCCUCGUCUUUUGUUCUAGUGUUCUCUUCUAGUUUUAGCGGUUUGACUUGAACUUGAAUCUCUUAUUAUAUUAUGGGUCUGUAUGGGAAUUUGAUGACCACGAAUGUAUAUAUCUAAAUUUCGAAUUUGCUAUUGCUUUUAUUAUCGAGAUUCUUGUAUUGUA